AAGCCGAUGCCUGUGUAGCAAUCAUCUAAUAUCAGUUAAGCGUUCAAAGGCGUACGUUCCAGCGGCCUCUACAUUCUCACAAUCUCACUAAAUCAUAAGAAACUGAUUCAAGAUGGCUGCUCCUAACCACACAAUUUACAUCAACAACCUCAAUGAGAAGAUCAAAAAGGAUGAACUCAAGAAGUCCUUGUAUGCCAUCUUCUCUCAGUUCGGUCAGAUCCUGGACAUCGUAGCUCUCAAGACUCUCAAGAUGAGAGGUCAGGCUUUUGUUAUCUUCAGAGACAUCACCUCAGCUACUAGCGCUCUACGAUCAAUGCAGGGCUUCCCCUUCUAUGACAAACCCAUGAGGAUAGGUUACUGCAAAACCAAGUCAGAUGCCAUCGCCAAGAUGCAAGGAACCUACGUCCCAAGAGAGAAGAGAGUAGAGAAGAAGAAGGUCGAAGAGCCGGUAAAGGGAAGGAAGAACAGGCAAAACAGACACGCUGACGUGGUCAUCCCCCCUCCCUCACAGAUCCCCAUGCCUGGAGCUCCCCCAGCAGCCAACCAGCCCCCACCCCUCCUGGGUGAGAUGCCCAUGCAGAUGGGACAACCUCCCAUUCAAGUACCAACGGCGCCAGCACCAGUUGUUCCUGAUGAGCCUAAUAACAUCCUCUUCCUCACAAACCUACCUGAAGAAACCAAUGAACUAAUGCUGGAGGUCUUAUUCAAACAAUUCAACGGAUACAAGGAGGUCCGUCUUGUCCCCGGACGACAUGACAUCGCGUUCGUGGAGUUCGCCAACGAACAACAAUCGGGAACGGCCAAAGAUGCGUUACAAGGAUUCAAAAUCACGCCGACAAACACUCUUAAAAUCGCUUAUGCCAAAAAGUAGUUUCAUUCCCUUUCUGUGUAUGAUUACAACUGAACAUGUACUGUUGCCUAUCAUUUUGGGACUUCCCUUAGUUGUGGCAAAAUGGUAUUUUUCUAAAAAAAAUUACUGGGUUGAAAAAUAUUAUUUAAACCUGAACAAACAUACCUGAUGAACGGCUCUAACUACAGUUAAAGAUAGUGAUCUCGGCAUGACUAGAGGAUGUUUAUUCAGACAUUUUCAUUUGCCUCAAAGUCUCAAUUAUACUACUUUGAAAAAAGAAAGUUUCUGUCUUGGUAGAAUUAUUCUGGGACCCGUUUCACAAAGCCUUUUUUCAAUGACAAAUGACAAAAGUUCAUUGACAAAUCUGCUGAUAACCAAUCAGAAGCAAGGAUUUCACUCCUGUCCAGUCAUUUGUCACUGAUGACAAGUCUUGUGAAAUGGGGCCCUGAUGUUAAUGACAACCUGAUCCCACAUUCAUCACGUUGCUACUGAUUGAGUGUCGGUGCGUCCACACUGGAAGUGUUUUCUGGUUCAUCUCAGUUGCUCAUCCAUAGAAGUUGCCAGCGAAUCUUCACAGUGGGAACCGUGUUAUAUUAAAAAGGUCAAGUUACAUGUUUUCAUUCUUUAACAUGUGUUAGAAAUUUUUAGUUCCUGAUGAUUAGUGACCUAAAGGUUUAGGGCUUGUGAUAAUGAAAUAAAUCUCAUCUUCAAUAGGUGAAAUAGGCCUACCAUCUAAAUUGUUUUCUUUGUAGAUGAAUUUUGGGAUGAUUUUUUUCCAGAUGGUACCUGAUUGUUAAUUUUUAAAAAAUUAGGUUAUAUUUUUAAUUUUCUUCUCCUUUUGCUAAUUUAAACACAUCAAAACAAAAUUAUAUAAUGAUGUGUCUUCAAGUGAUGUAUGUAUUUGGUCAUGUAUAUUGAAUACCACUUUACGAUAAGAAAUAAUUAUAUUUUCCCCUGAAAAAUGUGAUAUAUUCGUUAAAUUUCUGAGCUCUUUCAAAAUUGGGAAUCAUGUGAUGGGUUCAAGUGAGUCACAUGAUGUUAUGCAAGUCACAUGAUAUGUGUGUUCAAGUCACAUGACCUGUGACCUUGAUCAAGCUGACCUGCUUUUCCUUGCGUGUCCCAUGUUGCAUUGCACACUCCUGCACAUGGCACGUAUCUCUCAACAGCUCCUUCAAAGCUGCUUUCUGAUUGGUCAUCGACUGGUCACAUCCACCAAUCACAGCUCAGCUAGUGUAGGUAUAACAUGGUUUGUAUAGAAUCACACCACACGACUAUCCAUGCAUGGGGCUAGGUUUAAAGUUGUUAAAAUCAACAAAGAGCUGGAAAAGAUUUUCUCUUGAUAACGUAGCAUAAUUUUAUCUGGGGCUACUUGCCUGAAAAUGUUGCUUUUAAAGCCCCACUGCACUACUUAUAGCUACUUGCGCCUUCUCUAUAGCUACAAUGCCUUAUCGGUGAUCAUUGGUCCCCCAUGAUCUUCGUUUUCUUAUGUUAAUUAAGAGCUGAUUUGAUAAGAUAACCACCUGUCAGUGAACUUGCAGGGUGGUCUUAUCCCUCCUGUAAACUAGUACAGAUGGGUUUUAAAUGCAACUAAGAGAUAAAGAUUAAAGCAACUUGAUAUUCUACCAAAUAGGAAUGCAUUUUUGUGUAUACAAGUGGGCACUGUUCAGCAUGUUUUGGGGGUACAUAGAUUUCAAACAAGAAAACAAAACUCAUUUUCUCUCCCCCCCCCCCCUAAUUUUUUAAUGGUAAAGUCUGGUUCAAGCAAAUUCAGAAUUAUUAUAUGUAAUUUUAGGGGGGGGGGGGGCAGUGGGUGACUGAUCGUGAAAAGGAUUUACAGGAUUUAAAUGGUGCCAUAAUUUUUGUUACAUGGUAAAGCGGGUAAGGGGAUGACACAGAGAUAUCAAUUGUGGUACGUUGUAAUGUGUAAGUUCUGUCGUGAUGCAGAUCUUGGGACUUUUUUUUCUUUCUUUUUCUCUUUUUUUUUCCUCUUUUAUAGUCCUGAUUAUUCUCAAUGUACAUAUUCUCUUUAGCACUGUGAAAGCAAUGUAAAGAAACGAAAGCAAUGUAAAGAAACGUAAACAAUCUUUACAUUGCAAUUGUAAAUAAACUUUUUUUUUAAUUAUUCAACUGUA
Messenger RNA from Strongylocentrotus purpuratus (purple sea urchin), 2982 nucleotides. Its product is annotated as U2 small nuclear ribonucleoprotein B''. The transcript is spliced from 7 exons. Gene Ontology annotation, molecular function: U1 snRNA binding. Gene Ontology annotation, biological process: mRNA splicing, via spliceosome. Gene Ontology annotation, cellular component: U1 snRNP. NCBI's taxonomy places the organism in Eukaryota, Metazoa, Echinodermata, Echinoidea, Camarodonta, Strongylocentrotidae. The coding region runs from base 113 to 871 and encodes 252 amino acids. The record is from RefSeq and is a predicted model, not a curated record.